AUGGAAGAAAUACACGAUCCUAUAGUUGAUGAUCCAAAUGUUGGAAAUAUUCCAGCUCCAGCUGUUCCUGUUCAACCAGUCGCAAGAUCUGUUCGAGAAAUUAGUGUGCCAAAAUAUGCAAAAUACUUAAAGGAUAUUGUUGCUAAUAAGAAUCGGUUGACUGAAUAUGCUACAGUUGCACUUAAUCAAGAAUGCACAUCAAAAAUUCAAAAUAAACUGCCCACAAAAUUGAAGGAUCCAGGGAGUUUCACAUUGCAUAUUACCCUUAGUCAGAUUAUUUGUGCACGUGGAUUGUGUGACUUGGGGGCUAGCAUAAAUCUUAUGCCCACGUCAUGGUAUCGGAAGAUGGGUCUUGGAAGCCCCAAACCCAUAGAUAUUGUGUUGCAGUUGGUAGACAUGUCACUUGCUAGACCAGAUGGUAUUAUUGAAGAUGUACUGGUGCAAGUGGGAUCUUUAAUCUUUCCUAUGGAUUUUGUGAUUCUUGACUUUAAGGCUGAUCUAGUUGUUCUAUUUAUUUUGGGACAACCCUUUUUAGCAACAGGGCAGUCACUCAUUGAUGUGGCAGCUGGAAAAAUGACAAUGCAAGAACAUGAUAAAGUUGAGGUUUUUGAUGUGUACAGAGCAUUGAAAUUGCCAUCCAUCUAUGAGGAGUUUUCCUCAAUAUUGAUUAUUGAUCUUACUUUGGAUUGGAAGUUGGUCUUAUCUGAUGAUCCAUUAAAGCGAGUUUUGAUGGAUUAUGAUUUUCAUGGGGAUUCAAAAGCAUUGGAAUUGGUUUAG
This is a messenger RNA of Capsicum annuum, 777 nucleotides long. RefSeq lists its product as uncharacterized. The record is from RefSeq and is a predicted model, not a curated record. The coding region runs from base 1 to 777 and encodes 258 amino acids. Lineage: Eukaryota; Viridiplantae; Streptophyta; Magnoliopsida; Solanales; Solanaceae. The transcript is spliced from 2 exons.